CACCGCGGACCGAGCGCCCGGUGCAAGCAGCUCGGACCCGAGGCCGGCCCCGGGCGCCCCGCCUCCCGCGCGCCAUGGCCGCUCCACCACCCCGCGCUCUGGCGGCCGCCGCGCCCGCGUCCGGGAAGGCCAAACUGACGCACCCGGGGAAGGCUAUCCUGGCAGGCGGCCUGGCGGGCGGCAUCGAAAUCUGCAUCACGUUCCCCACCGAGUACGUGAAGACGCAGCUGCAGCUGGACGAGCGCUCGCACCCGCCGCGGUACCGCGGCAUCGGGGACUGCGUGCGGCAGACGGUCCGCAGCCAUGGCGUCCUGGGCCUGUACCGCGGCCUCAGCUCCCUGCUCUACGGCUCCAUCCCCAAGGCAGCCGUCAGGUUCGGCACGUUCGAGUUCCUGAGCAACCACAUGCGGGACGCGCAGGGCCGGCUGGACAGCACGCGCGGGCUGCUGUGCGGCCUGGGCGCCGGCGUGGCCGAGGCCGUGGUGGUCGUGUGCCCCAUGGAGACCAUCAAGGUGAAGUUCAUCCAUGACCAGACCUCCCCCAACCCCAAGUACAGGGGGUUCUUCCACGGGGUCAGGGAGAUCGUGCGGGAACAAGGGCUGAAGGGGACGUACCAGGGCCUCACGGCCACCGUGCUGAAGCAGGGCUCCAACCAGGCCAUCCGCUUCUUCGUCAUGACGUCCCUGCGCAACUGGUACCGAGGCGACAACCCCAACAAGCCCAUGAACCCACUCAUCACGGGGGUCUUCGGCGCCAUCGCGGGAGCCGCCAGUGUCUUCGGGAACACGCCGCUGGACGUGAUCAAGACCCGGAUGCAGGGCCUGGAGGCGCACAAGUACCGCAACACGUGGGACUGCGGCCUGCAGAUCCUGAGAAAGGAGGGACUCAAGGCGUUCUACAAGGGCACCGUCCCGCGCCUGGGCCGCGUGUGCCUGGACGUGGCCAUCGUGUUCAUCAUCUACGACGAGGUGGUGAAGCUGCUCAACAAGGUGUGGAAGACGGACUAAGUCUGGGGCGGGGCGGGGGACUGAGCCCGGGGUCCCCCCGUGGGGGUGCUGCCCGCCCCCUCCGCCGAUCCCAGUGCACUCGUGCCAAAAGGCCCCCCGCCCCGCGUCUGGUCUGUCCGUUGUGGCCGCCGUGUGUCCUCUGGUGCCAUGUCACCCCCGUCGUGCACACAUGUCCAGCAUGGCCGUGGCUGGGUGUCCCUGUGCCCACUGUCUCCGUGCUUUGUCGUGAGCCUGUGCUUGUGUCCCGUGUCCCCGUGCCCCCGCUUCCUCCCCCCGGGGUGCCCGUGUGGCCUGGGUCCACGGUCCUUACAGCCAUGGCCCGGUCCCAGUCCGGUGCCUUCCACCCUGGGCAGCAGGGGCACCCUGUCCCGGCCUACCACAGCUGCCUCCGGGCCUCGGCCUGGCCUCACCGCAUUCCAGGGGCCACGUGCCCCCUGCUUCUCCCGCCAUCGGCCUUAAGUGGCCCUCGGGCCCUCCGUCCGCCCGGGACAGGGUGGCACCCGCCACUCUCAGGACCACCCUGCCAAGGCAGAAUAAACCGGAUCCUGUCACA
This is a messenger RNA of Lepus europaeus (European hare), 1560 nucleotides long. RefSeq names its product solute carrier family 25 member 1 (gene SLC25A1). Bases 75 to 1007 code for a protein of 310 amino acids. Gene Ontology annotation, biological process: mitochondrial citrate transmembrane transport. The record is from RefSeq and is a predicted model, not a curated record. Lineage: Eukaryota; Metazoa; Chordata; Mammalia; Lagomorpha; Leporidae. The transcript is spliced from 9 exons.